Messenger RNA from Sparassis crispa, 1491 nucleotides. Its product is annotated as WD repeat-containing protein. Gene Ontology annotation, molecular function: protein binding; anaphase-promoting complex binding; ubiquitin ligase activator activity. Gene Ontology annotation, cellular component: anaphase-promoting complex. Gene Ontology annotation, biological process: positive regulation of anaphase-promoting complex-dependent catabolic process; positive regulation of ubiquitin protein ligase activity; anaphase-promoting complex-dependent catabolic process. Lineage: Eukaryota; Fungi; Basidiomycota; Agaricomycetes; Polyporales; Sparassidaceae. Bases 1 to 1491 code for a protein of 496 amino acids. The transcript has 3 exons. The record is from RefSeq and is a predicted model, not a curated record.
AUGGAUGGCGCACCCGCGCAGUCGUGCGUAACACCUCCUCGUCGGAAGCGCACUUGGACACCCGGCUCGAUCACAAAUGCGUACUCUACGAAGAGGCGAAGAAUUUCCAUGACCACGGUGGAACUGGCUAAGGAGAUAUCUUCUCAAGUAGAAAGCCGCACACCGGGACACACUACAGUGGCUGACCGUUUCAUUACGGCGCGCCCGAAGUUUGCCAUGCCGUUCAACAUAACGCCCCGCAGCCAGCGCAUUGGUCGCCAGUUUGGUAUGGCAGAGGACCGCAUGCUCAAGUUCACAGAAGCAAAGUCGUCGGGCACGGAAGACAUUGGCCUACGCGCCAAUUUUUCCCAGCUACUCACCACACCGCCCAAGAUUUCACCAACCUCAGCAGCUAUGCACCUCGGCUCGCGGAAGCAAUUCAUUCUUGCUCUUGAUGGGCCAGGAAUUCCCUCAGAUCCAUUUGCUUUUCCACUGUCGUGGUCGGCGCGUAACGCGAUCGCGGUGGCGUGUGGGCGCGACGUGUACUACCAGAACCUGGACACGCGCUCCAUCUCGCAUCUGUGUACGCUCACGCAGCGCCGCCGUGGCCGGCUCGCAAGCAUCGAGUGGGCGAACACGAAACCACACCUACUUGGCCUGGGCACCACCACAGGGUGCGUGCAGCUUUGGGAUGUAGACAGCAAGACGGUGCUGCGAGAGUGGGAAGACGAAGGAUGGGGCCAGGUCGGUGGGAUGGGCUGGAACGGGGACGUGCUCGCCGUGGGCACGCACCAUGGAGACAUCGUGCUGUACGAUGUGCGGGAGGAGCAUGAAGUCUCUAGGGUGUCGACGCACAGGGGUGGCGUGCUCGGGGUACGAUGGAGCCACGACGGGAAUUACAUGGCGUCGGGCGACGAUCGUGGCGUGGUUCACUUCUGGGAUGCUCGCGCGGGCAAGGCGCUCACGAAUGAGAACAAGCUGGGCAGCAAGAUGAAGCAUCAAGGUCCUGUGAAGGCGCUGGCUUGGUGUCCCUGGAAGCCGGACUUGCUCGCGACCGGUUCUACGUAUUCCGACGGCAGAAUCCGUAUCUACAGUGUGCACUCGACAGCGCCCGCUGCGGAGCCUCUGCACACGCUGAGUCUGAACACGUCGGUGACGUCGCUCAUCUGGUCGCCACACUGCAAGGAGCUUUUGAGCACGCACGGCACAUCGUGGCAGCCGAGGGCGUCCUCAAUGUCUACGCUGUCAUCUAUCUCUGCCCACUUUCGCCCAGUACCAGUCAAAGGGCCGCUCACAAACUCGCUUACCGUACACUCGUACCCGUCGAUGCGCCGUGUCGUGAGCGUGCCCGCGCAUUCGGGCGCAGUGGGACACAGCUGUCUGGGCCCUGACGGUACCCUCGUCUUCACGAUAUGUCCGGCAGAGGAAGCAAUGAAGAUGUGGAAAGUGUGGGGCGUGUCCGAGAACGUGCAACCUCGCGAGAGCGUGUUUGACAAGUGCAGCAUCCGCUAG